AUGACUCAACGAAGUGUGGUCUCAUGGACUGCUAUGAUUGUUGCAUAUGAACAAAAUAGCCUUGUGGAAAACUUUUUAGAGAUUUUUAAGAAAAUGCAGUUGGCAGAUGUAGAGCUCAACUCAGCAACCUUUUCCAGCAUCCUCCCUGCGUGCGCCAAAAUGGGAGCCUUGGACGAGGGUAUGAAAAUCCAUCGAAAAGUGUUUGAAGACGGAUUUUCUUCAGAUGUUAUAGUUGUGACAGCCUUGAUAGACAUGUAUGCAAAAUGUGGAAAUCUACAAAAGGCACAUGAAUUGUUUGACAGUAUACCUCAACAAGAUGUGGUUUCAUGGAUUGCAAUUGUCGCUGGAUAUGCACAGAAUGGGUUUGUUGAUAAAGCUUUGGAGAUAUUCAAGCAUAUGCAAUUUUUAGGUGUAAAGCCCAAAUUCAACAACUUCUGCCAGCGUUCCUCUACGCCAGUGUUAAGGUUCAGAAAUGCGCAAAAUGGAGAUGUUGAAAAAGAUUUCAAAACUUUCAAACAAAUGCAAUUUGCAGAGGUUGAUGAACAAAAAAAAGUAAUAAAUAGGAGCUUGGGAAAUUUGUUGAGAUGCUUAGUUGGAGGGAAAAUCAGAAGUUGGAAUUUGAUUCUUGCACAAGCAGAGUUUGCCUACAAUAAUUCAACGAACAGGAUUACUGGAAGAAUGCCAUUUGAGAUUGUUACUGAAGCACACCCUAGGGGUAUAUUAGAAUUGAGAGAUAUCAAUAAUGAAGACAAGCAGAGUGCAGAGGUAGAAGAAUUUGCAGAUCACAUGAAGGCCUUGCAUACUAAGGUUAAGAAACAUUUUGAGGAUAUGAACAUCAAGUAUAAGGAGAAAGCAGAUGAAAAGAGAAGUCAUAAGGAAUUUGAAGUUGGCAAUGAAGUUAUGGUGUAUCUAUGA
Molecule: messenger RNA, 915 nt
Organism: Cryptomeria japonica (Japanese cedar)
Lineage: Eukaryota; Viridiplantae; Streptophyta; Pinopsida; Cupressales; Cupressaceae
Product: pentatricopeptide repeat-containing protein DOT4, chloroplastic-like
Exons: 3
Coding region: 1-915 (304 amino acids)
Biological process (GO): RNA modification
Molecular function (GO): protein binding; RNA binding
Source: RefSeq, a predicted model, not a curated record